CCUGAUCACUAACACUUGUACAUCAACUACAUCGAAGUGCACGUUAAGCAUUCCGAAUUCUACAUUGUGUUGUCACCUGUCAAAUCCUUUUUCUCACGGGGGUAUGACGUCCACUCGUUUCUCACUUUGAUCCUCAAUUCCCUUCACGAUGGAUGCUCUACGUGUCCUCCUGGAGACCUCUACGUUCAACGAGGUGCUGAGAGGUCUGGCCAUCUCCAUCCUUCUAGCCAAACUCGUUAAACCUACAACAACCAUCUCGAAAUCCCAGGACUCCACCUUUAUCACGGCCAGCGGCUUCCUGCUCAUUUACUUUUUCGCUCGCUCCUGGCUGGCUCUUGUGAACCACUAUGCCCCUGAGCCAUACCUGGACGAAGUCUUCCACAUCCCCCAAGCCCAAACAUACUGUGAAGGCCGCUACCAUGAAUGGGACGACAAAAUCACCACGCCCCCCGGCCUGUACCUCCUCUCCGUAGGCUGGCACAAACUCAUGCGCCUGGCCGAGUGCACUCCAUCCUCUCUACGCUCCAACAACCUCGUGGCCACCCUCCUCACAGCCCUACUUGCUCUGUCCUGUCGGCGUAGGAUCGAGGCCCAGACUGCCAUUGGGGCAGAGAAGAGCGCCGUGUCGUUCUACGCUUACCAUACGGCCAUCAACAUCGCUUUGUUCCCCGUUAUCUUCUUCUUUUCGGGGCUCUACUACACCGAUGUCGCGUCUACUCUUGUUGUGCUGGCGGCAUAUCGGAAUCACUUGAACCGUGUGGCUUCUCAUUCCGAGAAGCCGGGGUUUCUUAAUGGUCUUUGGACUGUCAUCUUGGGCGUCGCUGCGCUCUUUAUGAGGCAGACGAAUGUUUUCUGGGUGGUGGUGUACAUGGGCGGUCUGGAGGCUGCACAUGUGGUCAGGGGACUGAAGCCAAAGCCAGUUCCUGAGAGGGAAACCCCGAGUAUUUCCCUGGCUUCGGUGGGAGAGUUCUUCGGGUUUUGGCUGAAGAGGUAUGCGGUGGGUGAUGUUCACGAUCCACCAGUUGAUAUGGCCUGGCCUGAUGAUUGGGCCUUGUGUCUCUUGAGUAUCGGCAUCGCUGCUCUUUGCAACCCGCUCAAGGUGUUGAGACAGGUCUGGCCCCAUAUCACUAUCAUGGGCCUGUUUGCCGGGUUCGUGGCUUGGAAUGGGGGUGUUGUGCUUGGAGACAAAUCCAACCAUAUCGCCACCAUCCAUCUCCCCCAGAUGCUUUACAUCUGGCCUUUCUUUGCCUUCUUCUCUGCUCCUCUCCUUAUCUCCCCGGUUCUCUCUACCGUCGCAGGUCUCAUCUCUCGCACCAAACGUACCGGCCCCUCAAACUCAACCACCGACAACCCAGGCCUCUCUUCACUUAAACCCACCAAACCAACAAUCAAAUCCACGAAAUCCUCCACGACCGAACCACACGAAACUACGACCCCAGAUCCCCCCUCCUCCAACACAAAAUCAUCAGGACCAGGCUCCCCCCUCCUAAACACCCUCUACUUCCUCCUCUCCCGCAAACUCUACUACCCCCUCUACCUCCUCCUUACCAUCCUCCUCUCCGCCUUGAUCAUCCACUACAACACCAUCAUCCACCCCUUCACCCUCGCCGACAACCGGCACUACAUGUUCUACAUCUUUCGGUACACCAUCCUCCGCUCCUCUUCGGUUCGUCUCGCCCUCGUGUUCGCCUACACUUUAUCAAGAUGGCUCGUCUGGAAGCGGCUCGAGGGGAACAACCCCCCUUCGCGCGACUUUGUCGGCGAGAUGCAGCUGAAGAAUGACGCGGAGAAUAAAAUGCGGUGGAGGGAUGAGUUUUCUGCUUCGCCGUUUGCUACUCAGGAGCUUCUGUUGGCGAGGCAAAGAUUCAUCAAUCGUAGCAUCGAUGAAACGGCUGACGACAAGAGCGACCCAAAAACGACUGCGAAUUACGAACAAAAGAAAGACAAGCAAGAGGAAGAAUGGCUCAUAGGCGCCUUCACAACCCUCACCCCCUCCCAACCGAGCCCGUCUACCUCCUCCCCACGCACCUCCACCGUUCUUCUCUGGCUUUUGACCACCACCCUGUCUCUUGUCACUGCGCCGCUGGUUGAGCCGAGAUAUUUUAUCUUGCCGUGGGUGUUUUAUCGGUUGUUGGUGCCUGCCAUGCCGGUGCCGGUGCCUUCUUCUCCUAUCUCUUCCGGUUCUUCUUCUUCUUCUUCUUCUUCUUCUUCUUUUGCGUCUUCUACCACCACCAACAGCGGCGGCGGAAGCGGUAAGGGUGGUAGUGGUAAUGAUACUACUACUACUACUACUACUACUGGUACUGCGGCGCCGCAACAACAACAACAACAACAAAACGAAAUCGGAGGAAACCAAAACAGUAGUCUCCUCUGGAAUAUCCUCCGCAGAACCGACUUAACCCUAGCCCUAGAAACAAUCUGGUUCCUAGCCAUCAACGUCGGAACAAUGUACAUGUUCCUCUUCAAGCCGUUUUACUGGAAGACUGCCGCCAGUGGGGAGAUGUUGGACGGGGGGAGUGUGCAGAGGUUUAUGUGGUGAUUAGGUACCUACUUUAUCUUAUCAAGGUAGUCUUGUUUUGUUCAUUCUCUUUGUAGGUAUGCAUUACUACUACUCUAUCUCUACAUAAGAUAUAUCUAUCCUAUCCUAUCUGCUCCCAUUACAAAGUAGAUUAGCCCAAUGUUAAAUGCAAUGACACCCACCCAGACAGAUAAUGCGUUUUAAAAACAUGCUGCUACCUAAUACUCCUGAAGACGCGGGAAAAAAGGUGACAAAAAAAAAAAAAAGUGUGGCCCGUACCAGAUUCGAACCGAUAUCUUCCUCUGAGACGCGUACGCAGACGGGGAAUCAUUCCACGCCAGGGAUGUUAUCCAUUACACCAACGAACCACGGAAAGGUGGCCAGUGAACGGAACUUAUAUACCUCU
Molecule: messenger RNA, 2924 nt
Organism: Neurospora tetraspora
Lineage: Eukaryota; Fungi; Ascomycota; Sordariomycetes; Sordariales; Sordariaceae
Product: DIE2/ALG10 family-domain-containing protein
Exons: 4
Coding region: 149-2539 (796 amino acids)
Biological process (GO): protein N-linked glycosylation; dolichol-linked oligosaccharide biosynthetic process
Cellular component (GO): endoplasmic reticulum
Molecular function (GO): dolichyl pyrophosphate Glc2Man9GlcNAc2 alpha-1,2-glucosyltransferase activity
Source: RefSeq, a predicted model, not a curated record